Messenger RNA from Acanthamoeba castellanii str. Neff, 1593 nucleotides. Its product is annotated as chaperone protein DnaJ, putative. Gene Ontology annotation, molecular function: protein-folding chaperone binding. The transcript has 7 exons. The record is from RefSeq and is a predicted model, not a curated record. Gene Ontology annotation, cellular component: cytosol. The coding region runs from base 1 to 1593 and encodes 530 amino acids. Lineage: Eukaryota; Discosea; Longamoebia; Acanthamoebidae.
AUGGGGAAAGACUACUACAAGAUUCUCGGGGUGGACAAGGGCGCCAAUGACGAUCAGCUGAAGAAGGCCUACCGCAAGAUGGCCCUCAAGUGGCACCCCGACCGCAACCAGGACAAGAAAGAGAAGGCCGAGGAGAUGUUCAAGGAGGUCAACGAGGCCUUUGAAGUCCUCUCCGACCCCAAGAAGCGACAAAUCUACGACCAGUUCGGCGAGGAGGGACUCAAGGGCGGUGGUGGCGGCGGCCCUGCCGGCGCGGGCGGUUUCGAGGGCUUCGGCGGCUUCCCUGGCGGCGGUGGCGGCGGCUUCCAGAGCUUCAGGUUCACGCCCUCCAACGCCGACGACAUCUUCCGUUCGUUCUUCGGCGACUUCGGCGGCAUGGGCACCGGCGCCGGCAUGGGCGGAAUGGGAGGAAUGCCUGGAAUGGGCGGCGGCGGCGGACGUCGACGGGCGGCCGGCGGACCCUUCGGCGGAAUGGGAGGAAUGGGCGGAAUGGGCGGGUCGCCGUUCGGUGGAGCGUUCGGUGGCAUGGGCGGCAUGGAAGAGGAGACGCCGCAGGCCCCGCCGGUGGUGCACAAGCUGCGGGUGACGCUCGAGGAGCUCUACACGGGCGUGCAGAAGAAGAUGAAGGUCACCAAGACGCUGGUCGACCCGAGCGGCAAGUCGGUGCAGGUGGAGAAGAUCCUGACCAUCGACGUCAAGCCCGGCUGGAAGGCCGGCACCAAGAUCACCUUCCCCAAGGAGGGCGACGAGCGGCCCGGCGUCGAGCCUGCCGACAUCGUCUUUGUGAUCGAGGAGAAGCCUCAUGCGGUGUUCAAGCGGGAGGGCAACGACUUGAUCUACACACACAACAUCACGCUGGCGCAGGCGCUGACCGGGUUCGACGUGAGCCUGCGAACACUCGACGGCCGACCGCUGACGGUGCCCCUGCGCGACGCCGUGGUGGACCCGUCCUACGUCAAGGUGGUGCCCGGCCAGGGCAUGCCCGUCUCCAAGACGCCCAGCCAGAAGGGCAGCCUGCGCAUCCGCUUCAACAUCGCCUUCCCGCGGAAACUUGACGCCGACCAGAAGAGCCUCACAGUUUCUGCUUCACCCUCUACGUUUGGCGGUGAGUACAACUGCUUGCGACCUGCUCUCAUUCUUCUAUCCUAUCCGCCUUCACCCAACAAGUCCUCACCAGCCUACCAGGCCCUUCGUGAGACCCUGCAGGAAAUGCGCGAACAGCUUGAUGACAACAAUCACCUUCUUCAGGCCACCCAGCAAGCCCUCGCGACCUCCCAGCAAGCCCUCGCGACCUCCCAGCAAGCCCUCCGCAACGCCCAGCAAGCCCUCCGCAACGCCCAACAAAGACUCCUUGACCAUCAGUGCCCUGCCACCCAGCCGCAGGCCACAGCCACAACUACUCGGGCAUCACCCUACAAAAGGAGGCGUGCAGAGUCACAGACGCCAUAUCCUCCUCAGGCCGAGGGGGUACAGAACCUGGUUGCCUUCUUCGAAUUCAACCAAAGGGGACAGCAAGCAACCCUGCGUGCGCGUGCGUCGCCUGAAGAUGCCAGCAAGGAAGAUUUCCAUUUCAAUGAGGAUUUGAGCGAGUGA